AGUUUCCGCACGGUUAUUUUUCCACACUUUUCAGUCACUUUAGCGUCUUUUCAGCUUCAACCCGCCGCUGUCCAACAUGUACAUUUAAUGAACAGCUUUUCAAAGGUGUCCAGCUGUUAUGAACAGCUAUGAGAUUGUGCGUCAGAUCGGAGAGGGAGCGUUUGGGAAGGCCUUCCUGGUCCGGGACAAACAUGGAGGCGGUGACGGGCGCUGUGUGGUCAAGCACAUCAACCUGGCAAAGAUGUCGGCGAGGGAGAGGGAGGCGUCCAGGAAGGAGGUGAUGCUGCUGUCAAAGAUGAAACAUCCAAACAUCGUCGCCUUCUUCAGAUCAUUUCAAGAGAAGAACAGCUUGUACAUAGUGAUGGAGUACUGUGAUGGAGGAGACCUGAUGAAGAGGAUCAACAUGCAGAGAGGAGUUCCCUUCACUGAGGAGCAGGUGCUGGACUGGUUCGUUCAGAUCUGCCUGGGGCUCAAACACAUCCACGACAGGAAGAUUCUGCACAGAGACAUCAAGACCCAGAAUAUCUUCCUCACCAGCGGAGGGAUGAAAGCAAAGCUGGGAGACUUCGGCAUCGCAAGAAUGUUGAAUAACACCAUGGAGCUGGCCAGGACGUGUGUCGGGACGCCGUACUACCUGUCCCCCGAGAUCUGUGAGAGCCGGCCCUACAACAACAAGACGGAUAUCUGGUCUUUGGGCUGUGUCCUGUAUGAACUCUGCACCUUGAGACAUCCAUUUGAAGGCAGCAGUCUGCGGCAGCUGGUGGGUAAGAUCUGCAGGGGGCGCUAUAAUCCAGUAUCCAGCUGCUACUCGUACGACCUCCGCCUGCUGCUCACCCAGCUGUUCAAGGUGAGUCCUCGGGACCGGCCCUCGGUCAGCUCCGUCCUGAAGCGACCCUUCCUGGAGAAACGCAUCAGCAGGCACCUGGAGCCGCAGGUGAUGCAGGAGGAGUUUGGUCAUGCCGUGGUGCACAGAAACAAACCGGCAGCCUGUCCAACCCGGCCAGGAGCUGCACACACUCCAGAGAGGCCUGCAGCCCAGCAGAGGCCUGGAGCCCCGGUCAGGAAACUGCCCCCCAAACCAGAGUGGAGGGUCCCGCUGCGGCUCUACAGCCCCCCACAGCACAAACCGUCCAAUCAGAGAGCAGCAGCGUCUGAUCCAGCCGUCCCACAGGCUGCAGGUCAGCACAGGAGCAGGUGGAACGGCCAGCAGCCUGUCAGCCAUUACCAGCACUACCACGCCCAGCUGGACGCGUUUCAGAGGAGGAAGCAGGACAUGGCUCCUCCUCCUCCUCCUCCUCCCCCUCCUCCUCCUCCUCCCCCCCAGGAGCAGCCAGGGGAGCGCUGUGAGGACAAGCCUGCUCCUCACCAGCUCGUGGCUGCAGCUCGUAAUGAAUACCUGCAGAGACGACUGGAAGCCAACCAGUACAAACUGAGGGCAGAGAAACAGCUGGGUCUGCGUCCGUCUACAGCCGACGGCCAGCGCCACAGGAAGCCCGGCGGCCAGGAACAGGAAGUGGGCGGAGCUCAGGAGCGGAGGCAGGAGGGACAGCAGGAGUACCUGCGUCAGCUGCAGCUGAUCAGAGAGCAGUAUUACCAGGAGAUGAGAGAGCUGAGGAUGAGGGCCGAGGCUGAGGCUCAGCCACAAGACAAACACGUCACGUUCGUGGUGGAGAAGCACAGAGAGCCAGAGCCUCCUGCAGCCAGCAGGGGGCAGCACAGAGCCCCGCCCGCACAGGACAUUGAAGAAGCUCUGAGGAAGAUCAGAGAGGAGAACAGAGAGAGGAGACACGGAGACAAGAAGGGAAUCAUGUUUGAGAUCCGAUUAGAUGAGGAGGAGGUGAAGCAGGAUGGAGAGCAGGAGGAGGGGCCACAGGAGCAGAGGGUGGAUGCUGGAGGAGAAGAGGAGGAGCCGGAGGAAGUGGACGCCCUGAACCGAACUCUGAGCUUCCAGGAGGGAGAGGAGCUGAGGCUCAGGGAUUGGUCGGCAGGACAGGAAGUGGAGGCGAGGAGGGGGUGGAGCCAGGAGCCUCCUCGCACUCUGCUGGAUGCCCUCGCCCACAUGGACGUCUCGUCCUGCAGCAGCAGCCUGGAGGCUGGAGCAGCAGGGGAGGCGGCGGCGGAGGAGGAGGAGCGCAGGCAGUGGGCCGACGGGCCGCCCAGCACCCUGCUCAACGCCCUCGCACAGGCCGAGCUCACCUCGUCCACCCUGGACUCACUGACUCCAGAACCAGAGAACAGAGGAGAGAAGGAGGAGGAGGAAGAGGAGGAGGAGGAGGAGGAGGAGGACUCUGAUGUCGAGGUGGAUGAAGAGCGUCUGGAGCCUCGGUCAGAUGACGAUGACACGAACUUUGAGGAGUCGGAGGACGAGCUGAGGGAGGAGGUGGCCGAUUCCAUGAAGAACCUGUUUGUCAUGGAGGACGGACAGAGCCAUGAGGAGGAAGAGGAGGAGGAAGGGGGCCGUGGUCAGGCUGCUGUGGAGGAUUUCUGUGGCGAGCAGCCAGAGGAGCUGCAGACAGAAGAAAACCAGGACACCAACAAACAAGACCAGACCACCUGAGGACAUGAGAUCCUUUAUUGUGAGUCGGACUGUGAACAACAAACUGGAAUGUCUCCGCUCUUUCUCCUAACUUGGACUGGAACUCAGUCAAAUCUACACUGAGGCUCUGACGCAGCAAAGAA
Myripristis murdjan (pinecone soldierfish) is the source of this 2679-nucleotide messenger RNA. RefSeq names its product NIMA related kinase 5 (gene nek5). The transcript has 24 exons. Bases 119 to 2557 code for a protein of 812 amino acids. Lineage: Eukaryota; Metazoa; Chordata; Actinopteri; Holocentriformes; Holocentridae. Gene Ontology annotation, molecular function: ATP binding; protein kinase activity. Gene Ontology annotation, biological process: protein phosphorylation. The record is from RefSeq and is a predicted model, not a curated record.